ACGCCUCUCACGCGCAUUGGUCACGUGAUUUGAUACUCGUUUAACACCACAUUCUGCGCGACGCUUACGCUUCAAAAGGUCGAGGUUGCAGUUAACAUGGGAAAUGUUGAAAGGCCGAAGAGAAAGCGAAAGUAAACCUGCCGUUCAGUUGAAACAUUUUUUCCUUGUUGGUUUGACAAGAACAGGCAACGCCCUUUACUCUUUAUGGAACUAAAAUGGGACUUUAUUGUUUUUAUUUAUAAAGCUUUGAUGCAUUUGCUGGCACUUUUAUCUAUCAGUGCGGUGGCGCAAGUUUCAGGAUCCAGUUUUCUGAAUUGUUCUACUCCAAACAUCGUCUGGCCUGGUGAUGACGUCAUCCUACCGUGUCGUCUUCAACCUCCACUGAGUGCUGAGUCCAUGAGGGUGGAGUGGACCAGACCUGAUCUGGAGCCAGAAUUCAUCCAUGUUCACCAGGACGGACGCUUUUUACAUGAGCUUCAAAAUCCAGACUAUAAAAAUCGCACAAGUCUGUUUGUGGAUCAGCUGCCUAAUGGAGACGUCUCCCUGAAACUGUUCAAAGUGACUCAGUCUGAUGCAGGAACAUACAGAUGUUCCCUUCCCUCAGUGCAGCAGGAAGCGUCUGUGCAGCUCAGUGUUGGGUCAGAGGUCAUUGGAUCUGAUCAAGCAGUUCAAGCAGUGGUUGGUGGUGACGUCAUUCUGCCGUGUCACAUGGAGCCUCCGUUUGACGUCACAACUCUGACUGUGGAGUGGAAAUACGUCAGAGCAGUUGUUCACAAGUAUAAAAGUCAAAAAGAAACAGAUAGUCAGAAUGAUCAAUUUAAAAACAGAACUUCUCUCUUCCACAAUGAGAUGCACAAAGGAAACAUUUCACUAAAACUGACCAACGUGAAUCUGACAGAUGCAGGAAAUUACACCUGUUCUGUUCCCAAACUGCAAAGUCAGGUCAAGAAAGACAACGUUGAGCUGAUUGUUGAUUCAAAGGAUAAAAAAGGAAGAGAUGCUGAUGACAGUGAGACCACUGCUCUUACUGCUGGUCUCACCAUCCCUGCCGUUGUUAUCCUGAUUGCUGGUGUUGUAGCAGGUUUAGUUUGGUGGAGACGUCAAAGAAACCAUGGACGAAGUCAAGCAGAGGCUCCUGAGAACGUAGCCAUGAUGUAAACACUGACGUGAACGCUGCCAUCAGCCUUUGAGCAUCUGAAGCCUCUCACAUCUGAGGUGAUGACUGAGGAAAGAUCCAGACCUUUAGUGUCUGUAACCACUACACCAUCGUCCUGCACUACAUAUAAACCUGGACCUUCUAACAAGUCUCUAACAUGCAUCUAUACUCUUUCUACAUUGGCUGUGAUGAUGUACAUACAGUUAUAUUCAUUGUUUGAAUGAUUUUCUUGCAUAUUGUUAAACAACACUGAGAGAAAAUGUGUUUAAAUUGACCAGGGACCAAAACACUGACUUCUCCCAGUUAACGUGGAGCCAGUGGGUUCAUUCAAAGCUGACUGAAAAAACAAUUUCAAAGCUGUUAAAUGUCAGACUAGGGCAGGCGAUGGACCCACAUGCACAGCACAAGGCGGGUUGAGGGAAAAAUACAGGCUUUAUUGCUAUAAGCAGAGUCAGACGGUCCAGGUCAUACACAGAGGGAUCAGUAAUGAUGCACAGAAGGGAGCAGGCAAUCUCAGGUCCAGUAGACAGGCAGGGUUCGAUACACAAGAGAUUGCGGCGACGGUACAAACAAGGAUUAGGCAAACUCACGGUCAAGCAGGGUUCAGUCAGG
This is a messenger RNA of Betta splendens (Siamese fighting fish), 1768 nucleotides long. Its product is annotated as butyrophilin-like protein 8. The transcript has 6 exons. NCBI's taxonomy places the organism in Eukaryota, Metazoa, Chordata, Actinopteri, Anabantiformes, Osphronemidae. The record is from RefSeq and is a predicted model, not a curated record. Bases 205 to 1158 code for a protein of 317 amino acids.